Messenger RNA from Lates calcarifer (barramundi perch), 1174 nucleotides. RefSeq names its product claudin 18 (gene cldn18). Gene Ontology annotation, molecular function: structural molecule activity. Lineage: Eukaryota; Metazoa; Chordata; Actinopteri; Centropomidae. The record is from RefSeq and is a predicted model, not a curated record. Gene Ontology annotation, cellular component: plasma membrane; bicellular tight junction. The transcript is spliced from 5 exons. Gene Ontology annotation, biological process: cell adhesion; bicellular tight junction assembly. Bases 150 to 908 code for a protein of 252 amino acids.
CCUGUUCACCUUGGGCGCCUCUACUUAAACAUAUUCACAUAUGCAGCUUUACUUUGAGCAUUAAGAUUUUUAUUCAAACUGGACACAAACCACACACACACACACACACACUACAUACUGUUUCCUCAUUUCUGAAGGAGAAGACCACCAUGGCGCCAUCAGUCCUGCAGAACGGUGGAUUCAUUCUGGGUUUGAUUGGUGCAGCAGCCCUCAUCGCAGCCACUGCCAUGAACAAAUGGAGCGUCAAGGACAGGCAGGGGGAUGUGGUGACAUCUGUUUACACCUACAAGGGUCUGUGGCAGGACUGUGAGACGGCCUCCUCUGGGUUCACUGAGUGUCGCCCACUCUAUGGCAUCCUGGGCUUCUCAGGCGCCUUCCAGGCUGUGCGGGCCCUGAUGAUAGUGGGUGUGGUACUGAGCGUGCUCGGGGCUGUGAUAUCAGUUUUCUCUCUGAAAUGCCUCACGAUGAACAACAUGGAGGACACCACCAAGGCCAAGAUGAGCCUCACCGCUGGCAUCAUGUUCAUCAUCGCCGGUGUGUGUGGCAUUGCAGGAGCCUCCAUCUACGCCAGUCAGAUCGUGGCCAGUUUCAGGAUGUCCACCUACAACAACUAUGGAGGAGGAAUGAUGGGCGGAGAGAUGGGGAUGGGUGGAGGAAUGGGAGGAGGAAUGGGAGGAGGAAUGGGAGGAAUGCCCACAUACACAUUUGGCCCUGCGCUGUUUAUAGCCUGGAUAGGAGGUGGUGUCCUGGUUAUUGGAGGCAUCCUGAAGUCACUGGCUUUCAAGGAAAUGGUGAAAGAUGAGAAACCACAUUACCCCGGGGUUGUUUACAAACCUCAGUCCCACAGCAAAGCCGACCUAGAUGACCAGCAUUCAGAGGGCGGCAAGAGACAGCAGAACUAUGUCUAACUUUACCCACUGACAGUUUGCUUUUUAGCUUUUCACAUGCAGCAUGCUUUAUGGGACGUUUUCUUUUUUUUUUUAGUUGCCUCAUAUAUACAUUCAAUACUGCAUCUUUAAUGUCUGAUAAUGGUAAUCUGUAACUUCUCACAUCUAAACAUAACAGGUGGAAUAGAAAGAGGAGUUAUAGCAAAAUAUUUAGCUUUCACAUGCACAUCUUACUGGAUAUUUACAAAUGUGUAGACACUGUGUAAUUGAAGCUUUUUUACUUCAGU